GUUGUGCUGGGAGCUGCCUGGGAGCUCAGCCUGGCACUCGGAUUUUUAAGCAAAUAACCAAGCUGGGAGCAGUGGGAGAACUGGCUGAACUACUGACAUAUGAUGAGCAUCUUGCCAUGUUCCUGGUGCAGUACACAGGCUUAAACCAGCUGGCCUUUGACCCUGCCAGCAGCACUGAGUCCCUGCAGCUGGGCAGUGCCACUGGCCCCCGGGUGUCGGAGAGCCCGGCUGAGGAUGGAAGUGACCCGGGAAAGAGGAAGAGAGCAAUUCCUCCAGCAGAUGGUGGCAGAAAUCUGAGCCUGGACUCCAUUCCGAUGGGAUUGCCAAUGUCCGACCCGACCGCCUGGGCCACCGCCAUGAACAACCUGGGGAUGGCUCCCAUGGGCAUGACAGGACAGCCCCUCCUGCCUGACUUUGAUCCUGCUCUUGGGAUGAUGACUGGAAUCCCUCCGAUCAACCCCAUGAUGCCGGGCUUAGGGAUCGUCCCACCUCCCAUCCCUCCAGACAUGCCUGCUGUGAAGGAGAUCAUUCACUGCAAGAGCUGCACUCUCUUCCCUCCUAACCCACAUCUUCCCCCUCCAGCCACAAGGGAGAGGCCCCCGGGGUGCAAGACGGUGUUUGUCGGAGGGCUGCCGGAAAACGGGACGGAGCAGAUCAUCAUGGAGGUGUUUGAGCAGUGUGGGGAGGUCAUCGCUAUCCGCAAGAGCAAGAAGAACUUCUGCCACAUCCGCUUCGCUGAGGAGUUCAUGGUGGACAAGGCACUUUACCUGUCUGGCUACCGCAUCCGGCUGGGCUCCAGCACGGACAAGAAGGACACGGGGCGCCUGCACGUGGAUUUUGCCCAGGCCAGGGAUGACCUGUACGAGUGGGAGUGCAAGCAGCGGAUGCUGGCGCGGGAGGAGCGGCACCGGCGGCGGCUGGCGGAGGAGCGCUUCCGCCCGCCCUCGCCGCCGCCCGUUGUCCACUACUCCGACCACGAGUGCAGUGUGGUGGCCGAGAAGCUGAAAGAUGACACAAAGUUCUCAGAAGCCAUCCAGACCUUGCUGACCUGGAUAGAGCGUGGGGAAGUGAACAGAAGAACUGCCAACAACUUCUACUCCAUGAUCCAGUCGGCCAACAGCCACAUCCGCCGGCUCGUCAACGAGAAGGCGGCUCACGAGAAGGAGAUGGAAGAAGCUAAAGAGAAGUUCAAACUGGCUCUCUCAGGGAUCCUGGUGCAGUUCGAGCAGAUAGUGGCCGUGUACCAUUCUGCCUCCAAACAAAAGGCUUGGGACCAUUUCACGAAAGCUCAGCGUAAGAACAUCAGCGUGUGGUGCAAACAAGCAGAGGAAAUCCGUAACAUCCAUAACGAUGAGCUGAUGGGCAUCCGGAGAGAGGAGGAGAUGGAAAUGUCUGAUGAAGAAAUAGAAGAUCCAUCAGAGAUGAAAGAAACGGAAGAAUCAGCGCUGGUGUCGCAGGUGGAGGCGCUGAAGGAGGAGAACGACAGCCUGCGCUGGCAGCUGGACGCCUAUCGCAACGAGGUGGAGCUGCUCAAGCAGGAGCAGGGCAAAGCCUCCCGGGAUGAGGACACCACCAAGGAGCAGCAGAUGAAGCUCCUCCAGCAGGCCCUGCAGGGCAUGCAGAAGCAUCUUUUGAAAGUCCAGGAGGAAUACAAAAAGAGAGAAGCAGAGUUAGAAAAAGUGAAAGAAGACAAAUUAAAAGUGGAAACGUUACUAGAAAACCUGAAGGAGCAGCAGAGCAUGGCAGAUGAAGAGGACAAGGAGGGAGAUACAGCUGAUUGUCAAGGGAAUGAGAGCAGCACAUCCAGAGUUUGUGCCUGCAGCCAGGAGAAGGAAUGUCCAGUGGAGAAGACAUUGAGCAACAGUCCUGUGAAAUCUGAACGAGAAGUUCUCCUAGUUGGAAUAAUUUCCACGUUUCUCCACGUGCAUCCCUUUGGAGCCAGCAUUGAGUACAUCUGCUCCUACCUGCAGCGCCUGGACAGCAAGAUCUGCACGGCGGAAGUGGAAGUUCUCAUGACGCGACUCCAGAACACGUUCCGGCAGGAGCUGAGCGGGGUUGGGGCCAGCUUGGAGAAGAGGUGGAAGUUUUGUGGCUUUGAUGGGUUGAAAAUGACUUGAGCUUUUGACUUAAUGCUGAAAACAGCAGGAUAUGGACACCGAGAAAACCCGGGAUGCUGUUCCCCCUGUUCCCGAUGAUUCCCUCGCACGCUCCAUGGCCCCGGGGUACAAUGUGUAAGUGAAACAAAGUCUGGAGCCACCACUGGAAGAACCCUCAAGUUCUGCAGCUCCUUUGAUCAGUUAUUUGUUAAUGGGCAAGUGCUGUUCAAUAUAUUUGGGGAAAAAAGCUCCUGCCUGACCCUUUGAAGCCCAGCGUGUCAACUCUGUUCUGCCAAUGUUGUAUGUGUUUGUGUGCCCAAAUUCUUCCCCCUCAAGCUUCCUACCAGCAGGAACUGUCAUAGACUACCAGCCAUAGACUGUCCUGAAGCAACAACAAAGAGGCAUUUUCUGGUUUCUAGAUCACCAAAA
Molecule: messenger RNA, 2525 nt
Organism: Manacus vitellinus (golden-collared manakin)
Lineage: Eukaryota; Metazoa; Chordata; Aves; Passeriformes; Pipridae
Gene: ENOX2
Product: ecto-NOX disulfide-thiol exchanger 2
Exons: 15
Coding region: 117-2117 (666 amino acids)
Biological process (GO): ultradian rhythm
Cellular component (GO): external side of plasma membrane; plasma membrane
Molecular function (GO): protein-disulfide reductase activity; RNA binding
Source: RefSeq, a predicted model, not a curated record